Molecule: messenger RNA, 456 nt
Organism: Acanthamoeba castellanii str. Neff
Lineage: Eukaryota; Discosea; Longamoebia; Acanthamoebidae
Exons: 1
Coding region: 1-456 (151 amino acids)
Source: RefSeq, a predicted model, not a curated record
AUGCCCGGUUUGGACAGCGAGAGCCACAGCAUCGCCAUGGCCGACUAUCGCGUGUCCUACGUCGCCCGCUGGUUGGACGACAUGAAGGCCGUCGCGGAAGCCGAAGCCAGCGGCGUCGACCCCAAGACCAUCACCAUGCCCGGCACGGCGCGCUGGCAGCACGUCUAUCGUCGUCCGCGCGCCUGCAAAAGCAUCGUCUCGCGACUCCAGCGGUGGUGCGACGACAGCAAGGCUCCCUUCCUAGCCGCCACCUCGGUGUUGCCGCCGUGCCCUUCCGGCGUGACCAUGCGCGACCGCAACCGCCUCAUCCACUGCGUGUUGGGUUCGGCGUUGGACGCGGUGCGCGCAGAGCUCAAGUUCAUCGACAAGAGUCUAGUCGGACUCAAGUGCUACCACGCCGACGUCGAUGAGCCCGGCAGAGCCACCCUCGGUCUCCCUACCACACAGCGCCUGUAG